Messenger RNA from Macroventuria anomochaeta, 1521 nucleotides. RefSeq names its product cytochrome P450 52A12. The coding region runs from base 1 to 1521 and encodes 506 amino acids. NCBI's taxonomy places the organism in Eukaryota, Fungi, Ascomycota, Dothideomycetes, Pleosporales, Didymellaceae. The record is from RefSeq and is a predicted model, not a curated record. The transcript is spliced from 3 exons. Gene Ontology annotation, molecular function: oxidoreductase activity, acting on paired donors, with incorporation or reduction of molecular oxygen, reduced flavin or flavoprotein as one donor, and incorporation of one atom of oxygen; iron ion binding; heme binding.
AUGGCGCACUCGCCGCUUCUCUUUGUGCUUGCUGGCGCAUUCACCGCGUACGUUUUCUAUACACAGAUCACACUAUACUUUGCACGACGGCAGUUUAAGAAAGACAAUGGCUGCCAGCCAUGCACGAAGGUCUUCAAUAAGGACCCCAUCUUGGGCAUUGAUGUGAUGCGCGUCAUGGGCGCCAAUAGCAAAAAGCACAUCCUUUUGAAAGAGAAUAAGAAGAGGUUUGAGCGCUUGGGCAACACCUUCCACACCAGAAUGGCUACUCAGCCUGUCAUCUCUACUUGCGAGCCCGAGAACGUGAAGACCAUUUUGAGCUUGAAGUUCAAGGACUACAGCUUCGGUAACAGGACGAAGGGCUUUACACCGCUGUUGGGUCACGGCAUCUUCAACGCUGAUGGUGAGCGUUGGGCUAACAGUCGCCACCUUCUGCGACCGAACUUCACGAGGGAUCAGGUCGCUGAUCUUGAAGCUUUCGAGCGUCAUUUCAAGCUCAUGCUCAAGCACAUCCCUAAGGACGGCUCAACAGUGGAUCUGCAAGAACUCUUCUUCAGGCUCACGAUUGACACUGCCACCGAGUUCCUAUUCAACCACUCGACAAACACAUUACGCAUGGUUGGCCAGCAAGAUGACAAUAACGAAGAUGUUAUCUUCGGUAAGAUGUUCAACUAUGCCCAAGACGAUAUUGUGACCCGCCUCCGCCUCGGACCUCUUGACCGCUUCAGAAAGAAUGUAAAGGGCGAAGAAGCGAUCCGAGUUUGCCACGCGUACAUUGACAAGUUUGUCGAUGAUGCUAUUAGAUUCAAGCAAAAGCAGGAUGUGGAGAAGAAGGCAGGCUCGCAAAAGGAAGACCGUUACAUCUUCAUUCACGAGUUGGCGAAGCAAACGACCGACAGGAAGAGACUGAGAGAUGAGCUUGUCAACAUCCUGUUGGCUGGACGUGACACAACCGCUAGUCUGCUAAGCAAUAUGUUCUUCGAGAUCGCGAAGCGACCAGACAUCUACGCCAAACUAAGGGACGAGGUUGCCUUCCUGGAGGGACGUACACCGAAGUACGAAGAGCUGAGGAACCUGAAGUAUUUGAAGUGGUGCCUAAACGAAUCUCUACGCGUCAAUCCCGUCGUCCCUGGAAACUCCCGCCUCGCCAUCCGCGACACCGUCCUCCCCCUCGGCGGCGGCUCAGACGGCCAACACCCGCUCUUCGUCCCUAAGGGCACCACGAUCGGCUACUCGCCUUACACCAUGCACCGCCGCAAGGAUCUGUACGGUCCUGACGCCGACGAGUACAAACCCGAGCGCUGGGAGAGCCUGCGUCCUGGGUGGGAGUACCUUCCUUUCAACGGCGGGCCGAGAAUUUGCUUGGGGCAGCAGUACGCUCUUACGGAAGCUUCGUACGUGACUGUGCGACUGGUGCAGGAGUUUGCAAAGAUGGAAAGUAGGGAUGCGGGGCCGUGGGAGGAGGGGUUGACAUUGACUUGUUGCUCGUUGAAUGGGACGAGGGUGGGGCUCACGCCUGCUUAG